AUGGAGCCGUACGUACGAUUGGCAUUUGUCGUAAUCGCUAUUGUCGCUGUGUGGCCAGGGGCUUGUUGUGCAUCGGAACUCGCGUCGCUCCGUUCGGAAACGACUGCAGUUGAGCCAAGAUAUGAUCGGUAUUACGACAUUUUUGGAUAUUGGUGGCCCUGGUUUAGUGAUUUAUCGACGGUGAUCAUGAUCAAGCUUAAAAUAUGGAUCAUUCUGGUAGCGAUGCUCGUUUUCGGUGAUGGCUAUUACUGGUCCAAGACAAGCGGGCCGAGUAUCUUCGAGAAAAGCCAGUGGGCCCAAGGACCGGGCUGGGGUCGAAGGAAACGCCGGUCCAUUGAACAAACGGAUGCUGCAGAUCCGAGUCUAGCUGAGCAGAUCUUCGAUUCGCUGGACAUUAGUGAUGACACGUGCCGGAAGUGGGUCGUUUGUGAGCUUUAUCUAGAAGCGAAACGUGUUCCAGCAGUUUGGCAAACGUUGAACAGCCAAGGAGCGGAAGUGUUUCGUGCAUAUCGUUCCAAAUCGACCACCCUAACGAGCUCAGCAGAGUGUCGGAAGCAUUACCCUUGUUCGUCGAUGCAGCAGCAACGUGAUCAAGCCGCGGAUGAAGAGGACUGGAGAUGGCCGCGAUAUUUUUAA
This is a messenger RNA of Anopheles aquasalis, 636 nucleotides long. RefSeq lists its product as uncharacterized. NCBI's taxonomy places the organism in Eukaryota, Metazoa, Arthropoda, Insecta, Diptera, Culicidae. The record is from RefSeq and is a predicted model, not a curated record.